CCACCACAGGCAGAGGAACUGGUGUCAGGGUCCCCUUGGGACACGGAGCCAUGCCCAGGUACACGGUGCACGUGCGCGGAGAAUGGCUGGCCGUGCCCUGCCGGGAUGCGCAGCUCACCAUUGGCUGGCUAGGCCGUGAGGCUGUCAGGAGGUACAUCAAGAAUAAGCCAGAUAAUGGUGGCUUUGCCUCGGUGGAUGAUGUGCACUUCCUCGUGCGCCGGUGCAAGGGCCUGGGCCUGCUGGACCACGAGGACCUGCUGGAAGUGGCCCUAGAGGACAACGAGUUUGUGGAAGUGGUUAUAGAAGGCGACGCCAUGUCUCCCGACUUCAUCCCAUCACAACCAGAAGGAGUUUACCUAUAUAGCAAGUACCGAGAGCCUGAAAAGUACAUUGCCUUAGAUGGGGACAGCCUGACCACAGAGGAUCUGGUCAACUUGGGGAAAGGACGCUACAAAAUAAAGCUCACCCCAACUGCUGAAAAGAAGGUGCAAAAAUCCAGGGAAGUCAUAGAUAGCAUCGUGAAAGAAAAAACUGUUGUUUAUGGUAUAACUACAGGUUUUGGGAAAUUUGCCAGAACUGUAAUUCCUGUCAAUAAGCUAGAAGAGCUCCAGGUCAACUUAGUACGUUCACAUUCUUCAGGUGUUGGGAAACCACUAAUCCCUGAGAGAUGUCGGAUGCUCUUGGCUUUAAGGAUCAAUGUCUUAGCCAAGGGGUACAGUGGCAUUUCCCUGGAGACCCUCAAGCAAGUUAUUGAAGUAUUUAAUGCCUCCUGCCUGCCCUAUGUUCCAGAGAAAGGAACCGUUGGCGCCAGUGGAGAUCUUGCCCCACUGUCUCAUCUUGCUCUUGGGCUCAUUGGAGAAGGGAGGAUGUGGUCUCCAAAGAGUGGCUGGGCUGAUGCGAAAUACGUCCUGGAAGCUCAUGGAUUGAAACCAAUUGUUUUGAAACCGAAAGAGGGCCUGGCGCUCAUCAAUGGGACACAGAUGAUCACCUCCCUGGGCUGUGAAGCCGUGGAGAGAGCCAGUGCUAUUGCACGCCAGGCCGACAUCGUGGCGGCCUUGACCCUGGAAGUGCUGAAAGGCACCACCAAAGCCUUCGAUACGGACAUUCACGGGGUUCGCCCUCACCGUGGGCAAAUCGAAGUUGCUUUCCGGUUUCGGUCACUCUUGGACUCAGAUCACCACCCAUCUGAGAUAGCAGAGAGUCACAGGUUCUGUGAUCGUGUUCAGGAUGCGUACACCUUACGCUGCUGUCCACAGGUCCACGGUGUGGUGAAUGACACGAUAGCGUUCGUGAAGAACAUCAUUACCACAGAACUUAACAGCGCAACAGAUAAUCCUAUGGUUUUUGCCAACAGAGGAGAGACUAUUUCUGGAGGAAACUUCCAUGGUGAAUACCCAGCCAAAGCCCUAGAUUAUUUGGCCAUUGGAGUCCAUGAACUUGCUGCGAUAAGUGAAAGAAGAAUUGAAAGACUCUGUAACCCCUCCCUCAGCGAGCUGCCUGCCUUCCUGGUGGCUGAAGGUGGUCUCAACUCCGGGUUCAUGAUUGCGCACUGCACCGCGGCAGCCCUCGUGUCUGAGAACAAGGUUCUGUGCCACCCCUCGUCUGUGGACUCUCUCUCCACCAGCGCCGCCACGGAGGACCACGUUUCCAUGGGAGGAUGGGCAGCAAGGAAGGCCCUUCGGGUCAUCGAGCACGUAGAACAAGUGCUGGCCAUCGAGCUCCUCGCAGCCUGCCAGGGCAUAGAGUUUCUACGCCCCCUGAGAACAACCACUCCUCUGGAGAAGGUCUACGACCUCGUGCGCUCUGUUGUAAGGCCCUGGAUAAAAGAUCGCUUCAUGGCUCCAGACAUUGAGGCAGCGCACAGGCUGCUCGUUGAGCAGAAGGUCUGGGAGGUUGCUGCCCCAUACAUCGAAAAAUACAGAAUGGAACAUAUUCCAGAAUCCAGACCGGUUUCUCCAACAGCCUUUUCACUGGAAUCUCUACAUAAGAAAUCCACCAAAAUCCCCGAGUCCGGAGAUCUUUGACAGGCUUUGUCAUGGAUCAGUGGAUCAGAGGGUCCUUGGUUGAACAGCAAGCAAUAUUAUGCUGAAGAAGAGACCUGAGGACUUUCCUAAGUACAUCAACCCAUUAUGUUGUUCGGUCCUUCUACAACCUCCUUUGCUUAGGCUGGUAACGGCAUUAGCAUUGCUCACUCUAGCACUGUGUUCUUGUUGACCUGGUUUGAGACACAGAAGUUGUUUUCAGAUUAUAGUUUUCUUUCUUCCUUAACAAUAUCAACAGGCCACAGACCACUUCAUUCAUUUGAUCUCAAAUUUUGAAACAGAUUGGUAUUUUUUUCCAAAAACAUUAG
Molecule: messenger RNA, 2350 nt
Organism: Lontra canadensis (Northern American river otter)
Lineage: Eukaryota; Metazoa; Chordata; Mammalia; Carnivora; Mustelidae
Gene: HAL
Product: histidine ammonia-lyase
Exons: 20
Coding region: 51-2024 (657 amino acids)
Biological process (GO): L-histidine catabolic process
Cellular component (GO): cytoplasm
Molecular function (GO): histidine ammonia-lyase activity
Source: RefSeq, a predicted model, not a curated record